AUGAGCUCCCCGACCAGCCGGAAGGGCUCCCAGCCCCAUCAACUGCGCACCGCCGCCGAACCCCGACAAAACCGCCUGUACAAUGUCCGACUCUCGCACAUCGAGCAGGUCAAUCCCUCCGUGCGACUCCUCCAACUGACUAUUCCCCCCGAAAUCCAAAAUGAAGAUGAGGACCAGGACCAGGAUCUAGACCAAACCAUAAUCCUCAACCACCACCCCCAACCCCUAACCUUUCUCCCGGGCCAAUGGCUAGACGUACACAUCCCAUCUAUAUCCAACGCCGGCGGAUUCAGCAUCACCUCCACCCCCGCGGACGCACAAAUCCUCCCCUCCCUAGAACCCCCCAUCACCGCAGUCGACGAAUCCGACAACCCGCCCAUCGACCCUCACGGACGACCUCCAUACCUGGAACUAGCUGUUCGCCAUGCACCCCUAAACCCAGCAAGUGCAUGGCUAUGGCGCCCCGCGCACGAGAUCCUAGGCACGGAACUCAGCGUCCGUGUCGGGGGCAGUUUCGUAUGGCCUCCAAGUGGUGUAGAUUUAACCAGGAUUCGAAAUGUGGUGUUUAUUGCGGGUGGUGUGGGGAUUAACCCAUUGAUAUCUAUGCUCUCGCAUCUGAAUAACGGUGACGAUGAGGCCACGGCGCUUCAACAUCCGAAUCUGAAUAUCCGGUUUUUGUACUCGACUAAACUUCCUCGGGAAGAGGGGAAUAGGGGGAGGAGAAGUCUGGAGCAGGUUUUGUUUCUCUCGCGUCUGCGACAGAUUAUUGCGUCGCAGUCGCAGUUUCGGAGGUUGCGGAUUGAGUUGGAUCUGUUUGUUACGGAUUUGGAGCAGGGGGAGGGGGAGGCUCUUCUUGUUGGGGAGCGUGAGGAUUUGACGCUGCAUGCGCGGAGGAUCAAUCAGAGGGAUUUGGAGAAGGCGAUCAGUGGGUCUGAUGGGAAGGUCAAGGUGGAGGAGACGGUGUGUUAUGUGUGUGGUCCGCCGGGGAUGACCGAUGAAUUGCGUGUAUACUAUGAAAAGUGGUGGUGA
Molecule: messenger RNA, 1029 nt
Organism: Aspergillus sclerotioniger CBS 115572
Lineage: Eukaryota; Fungi; Ascomycota; Eurotiomycetes; Eurotiales; Aspergillaceae
Product: FAD-dependent oxidoreductase
Exons: 4
Coding region: 1-1029 (342 amino acids)
Cellular component (GO): mitochondrion
Molecular function (GO): oxidoreductase activity
Source: RefSeq, a predicted model, not a curated record